Molecule: messenger RNA, 10282 nt
Organism: Carassius carassius (crucian carp)
Lineage: Eukaryota; Metazoa; Chordata; Actinopteri; Cypriniformes; Cyprinidae
Gene: nbeab
Product: neurobeachin b
Exons: 56
Coding region: 291-8873 (2860 amino acids)
Biological process (GO): intracellular protein localization
Cellular component (GO): membrane; cytosol
Molecular function (GO): protein kinase binding
Source: RefSeq, a predicted model, not a curated record
UAAUGCAAGCCCACAUACGACAUCACUGAACAACAUAAAUUAGAAAGGGAAGCAAGAGCUCAAGUACAGUGUGCGGAGCACCUGCAGACCUGUAGUAGGCUAUAGCCUAUUCAGUCAAUCUGCCCACAUGCGUUUGGACUCUUACUGCACAGCCGGUGGAUAUAAAAUCAUUAUAGGAGAUUUGUUUCCCCUUAAAGUGGCCGUAGAUAUCUCAUCGAACUUGAUUUGACUAAAACACCUCCUGUUCUUGAUGAUACAGUGCUGUUUUUAAACACCGCUGCUGAUAGGAUAUGGCGAGCGUUCAGACGGUGGCCACGCCGGGCGACAGAGCACCUCCUCCCGGCCACAGGCAGCACGGAGCCGCCGCUGCCCCGGGCUACGGUACCGGUGACAUGAUGAUGAUGACGUCUUGCUCCGGAUCGGUGGUGCUGCCUGCCGGGGUGAUGAACCCCUCGGUCCCGAUUCGGAAUAUCAAGACGAAAUUCGCAGUUCUCACCGGUCUCAUUCAAGUCGGCGAGGUCAGCAAUAGAGAUAUAGUGGAAACAGUGUUGAAUCUGCUGGUUGGUGGUGAGUUUGACCUGGAGAUGAACUUCAUCAUCCAGGAUGCAGAGGCCAUCAUCUGCAUGUUGGAGCUGCUGGAACACUGUGAAGUCACAUGCCAGGCGGAAAUCUGGAGCAUGUUUACUGCCAUACUGCGCAAGAGUGUCCGCAACCUGCAGACCAGCACUGAGGUCGGCCUCAUUCAGAGGCUUUUGCUCAGAAUGAGCUCUGUGGACGACAUGAUCGCAGACUUGCUGGUGGAUAUGCUAGGAGUUCUGGCCAGCUACAGUAUCACCGUCAAAGAACUCAAAUUGCUGUUCAGCAUGCUGAGAGGAGAAGGAGGAUUGUGGCCAAGACAUGCAGUCAAACUGCUCUCAGUUCUGACUCAGAUGGCACAGAGACACGGACCAGACACUUUCUUUAACUUCCCUGGGCGAAGUGCAGCUGCGAUUGCGUUACCUCCCAUUGCUAAAUGGCCUUAUCAGAACGGCUUCACCCUCAACACCUGGUUCCGCAUGGAUCCUCUGAACAACAUCAGUGUGGAUAAAGACAAACCCUACCUUUACUGUUUCCGUACAAGCAAAGGCAUCGGCUACUCGGCACAUUUUGUUGGGAACUGCUUGAUUGUGACAUCAUUGAAGUCGAAAGGAAAGGGUUUCCAGCACUGCGUGAAAUAUGACUUUCAGCCCCGCAAGUGGUACAUGAUAAGCAUCGUUCACAUCUACAACCGCUGGAGAAACAGUGAGAUUCGCUGCUACGUAAACGGACAGCUUGUCUCCUAUGGUGACAUGGCUUGGCACGUCAACACCAAUGAUAGUUAUGACAAAUGUUUCCUCGGCUCAUCUGAGACAGCAGACGCUAACCGAGUGUUCUGUGGACAGCUUGGAGCCAUCUAUGUGUUCAGUGAAGUGUUAAACCCUGCUCAGAUAUUCGCCAUCCAUCAACUAGGCCCAGGUUACAAGAGCACCUUUAAAUUUAAAUCAGAGAGUGAUAUCCACCUGGCUGACCAUCAUAAGCAAGUGUUGUAUGAUGGGAAGUUGGCAAACAGCAUUUCCUUCACUUACAACGCCAAAGCCACAGAUGCUCAGCUCUGCCUGGAGUCCUCACCCAGAGAAAACCCGUCCAUAUUCGUGCAUUCGCCUCAUGCUCUAAUGCUACAGGAUGUGAAGGCAAUCGUUACACACUCCAUUCACAGUGCCAUUCACUCCAUUGGUGGUAUCCAGGUGCUGUUUCCUCUCUUUGCACAGCUGGAUUUCCAUCAGCACAGUGAAAGCCAAGUGGAAAACACAGUGUGUUCUACACUCCUGGCCUUCCUGUUCGAGCUACUCAAGAGCUCCGUGGCAAUGCAAGAGCAGAUGCUUGGUGGGAAGGGUUUCCUGGUAAUUGGGUACCUGCUGGAAAAGGCAUCUCGAAUGCACAUCACCCGGGCCGUUGUGGAGCAGUUCCUCGCUUUCGCCAAAUACCUGAACGGCCUUAGCCACGGUGUGCCUCUCCUCAAGCAACUCUGUGACCAUAUCCUGUUCAACGCAGCUAUUUGGAUUCACAUACCCGCAAAGGUGCAGCUCUCACUGUACACGUACCUCUCAGCAGAGUUCAUUGGCACAGCAACCAUCUACAACACUAUCCGUCGAGUGGGGACUGUGCUGCAGAUCAUGCACAUACUGAAGUAUUACUACUGGGCUGUGAAUCCGGCCCACAUCAGUGGCAUCACACCCAAAGGCCUGGACGGUCCUCGGCCCUCGCAGAAAGAGAUCGCCUCCCUCAGAGCAUUCAUGCUGCUCUUCCUCAAACAGCUCAUACUGAAGGACCGAGGUGUUAAAGAAGAUGAGCUUCAAAGUAUUCUCAACUACCUGCUGACCAUGCAUGAGGAUGAGAACCUCCACGAUGUUCUUCAGCUGCUGGUGGCUCUCAUGUCUGAGCACUCUGCCUCCAUGAUUCCUGCAUUUGACAAGAGGAACGGCAUCCGGGUGGUGUACAAACUACUGGCUUCCAAGAGUGAAAGUAUCCAAGUUCAGGCUCUGAAAGUUCUGGCAUAUUUCCUCAAACACUUAGGCCACAAGAGGAAGGUGGAAAUAAUGCACACAAACAGUCUCUUCACACUACUUGGAGAACGACUCAUGCUGCACUCCAACACACUGUCGAUAACUACAUACAAUACACUAUAUGAGAUUUUGACAGAGCAGGUUUGCACACAGGUCGUCCACAAGCCACAUGCUGAGCCCGACUCUACUGUGAAGAUCCAGAACCCAAUUAUUCUUAAGGUGGUGGCCACACUGCUGAAGAACUCCUCACCCAGCACAGACCUGAUGGAGGUGCGGCGUCUCUUCCUGUCUGACAUGAUCAAGCUCUUCAGUAACAGCCGUGAGAACAGACGGUGUCUGCUGCAGUGUUCCGUUUGGCAGGAUUGGAUGUUCUCUCUCGGCUACAUUAACCCUAAGAACUCAGAGGAGCAGAAGAUCACUGAGAUGGUUUACAACAUCUUCCGGAUUCUUCUCUACCAUGCCAUCAAGCACGAGUGGGGCGGCUGGCGUGUGUGGGUGGACACACUCUCCAUAGCCCACUCCAAAGUGACAUAUGAGGCUCACAAGGAAUAUUUAGCAAAACUGUAUGAGGAAUACCAGCGGCAGGAGGAGGAGAACAUUAAGAAAGGGAAGAAGGGGCUUGUCAGCACCAUUUCGGGGCUUUCUGACCAGGCUUCGGCCAUCAAAGGCACUCUGGAGCUGGACCCGGAUUCCCAAACUCAGACUCCUGAGAGUGAAGCGGAUGAACCAGAGACGACAGAUUCUGGGCGGAACCUCUUGUCUGAAACUAAAUGUUUGGAUGAGGAGAACCCAGCAACAGGUGUCCAUGUGGAAGUUCAUGACCUGCUUGUAGAUAUCAGAGCGGAGAAGGUUGAGGCCACAGAGGUAAAGAUGGAUGACAUGGACCUCCUGCCUGUAAUAGAAAAUGGAGGCUUGGUGAAAGUGGACACUCUUCUGGAUAACGUCUACUCGGCUGCAGUGGAGAAGCUAAAUAGCAGUGUAAACAGCAUGCUGGUACCCGAAGCCACCAUAGAAGACAAGAGCUCAGGUCCUCUCAUCACCCUGGUUGAUGAAAAAGACGCCAUUCCCAGCAACAACACCUUCCUUUUUGGCACGAUGGCGACCGGCUCGGGAGAAAACCUCCUUCCUGAAAUGGGACCAUUUGAACCUCUUCUGCUCUCAGGAGUGAAACCUCAGGUCCAUACCAGCUCUAGUGCAGAUCUUGGGCUUCUGGCUGUCAUGACGAAGAGCUCGAAAGAGUUGGACGCUAACCCAACAACUUCAGAGGAUGACCGCUUUAAGAUGCAGCCUGAUUUGAGUUGUUUUAGUGUCUCUGAAGGGGAAAGCCUGUCUAAAUGCCCGGGGCAGGUAGAGACAGUGGCAGUAGAUCUGGAGCCAGCGGUUUCUGGGGUAAAGAACACUGCAGAUGUUACCAGCACCACAUCAGACACAGAGAAAUCAGAUGAUGGCAAAGAUAAAGAGGUUAAGAAGAUUCAGACUACUGCUACUACACAGAGUUUACACGGCCGUUCUGGUAGUCAUCUGGAUAGAGAUCUGCGAGUGGAUCUGGGUUUCAGAGGCAUGUCGAUGACAGAAGAGCAGUGUCGACAGUUCAGUCCCGGUCCCCGCACCACCAUGUUCCGUAUCCCAGAGUUCAAGUGGUCCCCAAUGCACCAGCGCUUACUUACAGAUCUGCUCUUUGCUCUAGAAGCAGACGUACACAUUUGGAGAAGUCAUUCGACAAAAUCCAUCAUGGACUUUGUCAACAGCAAUGAGAACAUAAUAUUUGUACACAACACCAUUCACCUGAUCUCACAAAUGGUGGAUAACAUCAUCAUGGCCUGUGGAGGAAUCCUUCCCCUGCUAUCCGCAGCCACCUCGCCCUCUACUGAAAUGGAAGGCAUCGAGGCGACGCAGGGCAUGUCGUCUGAGACGGCCGUGAUCUUUCUGACCCGGCUGAUGUCCAUGGUCGAUGUGCUGGUCUUUGCGAGUUCACUCAACUUCAGCGAGAUUGAAGCUGAGAAAAACAUGUCUUCAGGUGGACUGAUGCGACAGUGCCUCAGACUAGUAUGUUGUGUAGCUGUGAGGAACUGUUUAGAGUGUCGUCAGCGUCAGAGGGACAGGAUUCUGAAAUCCACCCUGUCCUCCAGUAAGUCUCAGGAGGGCCUGCAGGGCAUGUCCACUGCCAGCAAGGACCCGGACCGACUUCUGCAAGAUGUGGACAUCAACCGCCUGCGAGCAGCAGUCUUUCGUGAUGUUGAUGACAGUAAGCACGCCCAGUUCCUGGCUCUCGCUGUUGUCUAUUUUAUCUCGGUGCUGAUGGUGUCUAAGUACCGGGACAUCUUGGAACCCCAGCGGGAGAUGGUCAGGUCUAUCAGCCAAUCAGGAAGAGGCAUUCGGCAGGAAAUUAUCCCCCCCCCCAGCACAGAGCACCCAUCAGCCCUCUCUGACAGCUGCACGGAUGCCGUUAGUGUUCUGGAGGAGUUCCGUCAGGAGUCAUCCCUCCCUCACUCUGACUCAGGACUGGGGGAUGAGCAGGGGUCCAGUGUGAUGAACGGGGCAGACCUGGACCUCGCCAUGGGUGGUCCGAACGGCUUGAGCGGCCUGUUCUGCACACUGUCAUCAGAAGCCAGGUCACAGGAGAGCCUGACUGAGCCAUCGAUCAUGGAUCACCUCAAACCCGCCUCCAUCUCCAGCAUCAGCCAGUCCAACAAAGGCAUCAAUGUCAAGGAAAUCCUGAAGAGCCUGGUAGCAGCUCCUGUGGAGAUCACAGAGAGCGGUCCAGACACCCUACACUACCCUGACCACCAAGCCAUGAAGAGGGAAGCCCAAGCCAUGUUACCCAUGCAGUUCCAUUCCUUUGACAGGAGUGUGGUGGUACAGGCCAAGAAGCCUCUGGCAGUGAAUACAGUGGGCAGUUCGGGCUCCAGCAGCACCCUGACCUCUGCUAGCACCCCAAACAUCUUCGCUGCUGCUUCAUCCACUACACCCAAGAGUAUGAUCAACACUACAGGAGCCACAGAUGCGUCCACCUCCUCUUCUUCCAGCUUUGUGAAUGGAGUCACCAGCAAGAAUCUGCCUGCGGUCCAGACUGUGGCCCCCAUGCCUGAGGACACCAUGGAGAACAUGAGUAUCACCACUAAACUGGAGCGAGCUCUGGAGAAGGUGGCUCCAUUACUGAGGGAGAUCUUUGUGGACUUUGCACCUUUCCUCUCUCGUACACUGCUGGGCAGUCAUGGGCAGGAGCUGCUCAUUGAAGGUCUGGUGUGCAUGAAGUCCAGCAACUCAGUAGUGGAACUAGUUAUGUUGCUGUGCUCUCAGGAGUGGCAGAACUCUAUACAGAAGAACGCUGGCCUGGCUUUCAUUGAGCUUAUCAACGAGGGAAGACUCCUUUGUCAUGCCAUGAAGGAUCAUAUCGUUCGAGUGGCCAAUGAAGCAGAGUUCAUCCUCAAUAGACAGCGAGCUGAGGACGUCCACAAGCAUGCAGAGUUUGAGUCUAACUGCGCACAGUACGCGGCAGACAGAAAAGAAGAGGAAACGAUGUGUGAUCACCUCAUCAGCGCCGCCAAACACCGUGAUCAUGUGACAGCCAAUCAGCUGAAACAGAAGAUCCUCAACAUCCUCACCAAUAAACACGGAGCCUGGGGCUCAGUAGCGCAGAGUCAGCUGCAUGACUUCUGGCGUCUGGAUUUCUGGGAGGAUGACCUCCGGAGGAGGCGGAGAUUCAUCCGAAACCCUUUUGGCUCCACCCACUUGGACAUCACGUGCAAAUCGCUGGAGGAAUACGGCCCUCAGGAAGAUGAGGCCCUGAGAGGGAGGAAGGCCUUCUGUGGCCAGGCUUUGGUCAACCAGAAUCCUGAGACAGAGCUGAUGCUCGAGGGGGACGAUGACGCUGUCAGUCUACUGCAGGAGAAAGAGGUGGACAACUUGGCAGGCCCUGUUGUUUUGAGUACCCCGGCCCAGCUUAUCGCCCCGGUCACUGUAGCUCGUGGGACUCUCUCUAUCACUACCACGGAAAUCUAUUUUGAAGUGGACGAAGAUGACCCAGCCUUCAGACGCAUUGAUGCCAAAGUGCUGGUCUACUCCGAUGGGCUUCACGGUAAAUGGAUGUUCAGCGAGAUCCGAGCAGUGUUUACCAGACGCUUCCUGCUACAGAACACAGCGCUGGAGAUCUUCAUGGCCAACAGAACGUCCGUCAUGUUUAACUUCCCCGAUCAGCCCACAGUGAAGAAGGUGGUCUAUAGUCUUCCUUGCGUUGGCGUCGGCACAAGUUACGGCCUUCCACAGGCCAGGCGGAUUUCUUUGGCCACCCCCCGUCAGCUCUUCAAGCCCUCUAAUAUGACUCAGCGCUGGCAAAGACGGGAGAUCUCCAACUUUGAGUACCUGAUGUUUCUCAAUACUAUUGCAGGAAGGACAUACAAUGAUCUGAAUCAGUAUCCUGUUUUCCCAUGGGUCCUCACAAACUAUGAGUCAGAAGAGCUGGACCUCACGAUUCCUGGAAACUUCAGGGACCUUUCGAAGCCAAUCGGAGCGCUGAACCCAAAGCGUGCUGUAUUCUACGCCGAUCGCUAUGAAUCAUGGGAUGAGGAAACUCCACCCUGCCACUACACAACCCACUAUUCCACUGCAGCCUCCACCCUCCACUGGCUUGUCCGAAUCGAGCCUUUCACCACAUUCUUCCUAAACGCCAACGGCAACAAGUUUGAUCACCCAAACCACACUUUCUCUGGUAUCGCCCGCUCAUGGAGGCACUGUCAACGUGAUACUGCAGAUGUGAAGGAGUUGAUCCCUGAGUUCUACUACCUGCCUGAGAUGUUUGUGAACAGUAAUGGCUACUGUCUGGGUGACAGGGAUGACGGUGUCCCUGUUUGUGAUGUAGAACUACCAGCCUGGGCAAAGAAACCAGAGGACUUUGUCAGGAUCAACAGGAUGGCCCUAGAAAGCGAGUUUGUGUCGUGUCAGCUGCACCAGUGGAUUGACCUUAUUUUUGGUUACAAGCAACGUGGGCCCGAGGCGGCACGCACCCUCAAUGUCUUUCACUACCUGACCUACGAGGGCUCCGUCAACCUCGACAGCCUCGCCAGUGAUCCCUCGUUGCGCGAGGCCACUGAGGCUCAGAUCCAAAGUGUUGGACAGACGCCAUCUCAGUUGCUUAUCGAGCCACAUCCUCCCCGUAGCUCCGCCAUGCACCUGAGUCCGCUCAUGUUUAAAGAUCAGAUGCAGCAGGAUGUCAUCAUGGUUCUGAAGUUUCCCUCCAACUCUCCCGUCACUCACGUGGCCGCCAACACGCUGCCACACCUGACCCUCCCCGCCGUCGUCACCAUCACCUGCAGCCGGCUCUUCGCUGUCAACCGCUGGCAUAACACCGUGGGUCUUCGGGGAGCUCCAGGAUAUUCACUAGAGCAGGCCCAUCACCUCCCCAUUGAGAUGGACUCACUUAUUGCUAACAACUCAGGCACAAACAAACGACAAAUCACUGACCUGGUUGACCAGAGCAUCCAGAUCAACACUCAGUGUUUUGUGGUGACGGCUGAUAACCGCUACAUCCUGGUGUGUGGUUUCUGGGACAAGAGUUUCCGUGUUUACUCUUCAGACACGGGCAAGCUAACUCAGAUAGUGUUCGGUCACUGGGACGUGGUCACGUGUCUGGCACGCUCAGAGUCUUACAUCGGUGGGGACUGCUACAUUGUGUCGGGAUCCAGAGAUGCCACUCUUUUGCUCUGGUACUGGAGUGGGCGACACCAUAUCAUAGGAGACAACCCUAACAACAGUGAUUACCCAGCUCCUCGUGCGGUUCUGACCGGUCAUGACUAUGAGGUGGUGUGUGUGUCAGUGUGUGCUGAGCUGGGAAUUGUGAUCAGUGGAGCAAAAGAGGGGCCAUGUCUGGUCCACACCAUCACUGGGGAUCUUCUGAGGGCCCUGGAGGGCCCUGACAGUUGUGUGCUUCCCCGCCUGAUCUCAGUGUCCAGUGAAGGUCACUGCAUCAUCUACUAUGACAGGGGUCAGUUCUGCAACUUCAGCAUCAAUGGCAAGCUGCUGGCCCAGAUGGAGAUCAAUGACUGCACGCGUGCCAUCCUCCUGAGCAGUGAUGGGCAGAAUCUAGUGACUGGAGGAGAUAGCGGGGUGGUGGAGGUCUGGCAGGCCUGUGACUUCAAGCAGCUGUAUGUCUACCCUGGCUGUGACGCCGGCAUCCGAGCCAUGGACCUGUCACAUGACCAGAGGACUCUGAUCACAGGCAUGGCAUCUGGCAGCAUCGUGGCUUUCAACAUUGAUUUUAAUCGCUGGCACUUUGAGCAUCAGAACAGGUACUGAGAGCAAUCAGCCAAUGAUGGCCAGCUGCAGCUCGAACGGUAGUGUGCCAUUAUGAAGGUGAUGUAGCAACUAAAGAGAUGGAAUAUGGAUCAGGAAAUGACACGAUGCUAGUUGGAGAAAUCACAGCAGUUUAAGUGUGGUAACCUACAAUAAGAUCCAGCUGCUUGAGCUGCUUAUACGGGUCUCAAAAAAUCCACAGGAGCUGAAGACAGAUGAUAAUUUCAAAAUGAAUAGAGAGAGCACAGAUGGGGGCCAGUUUUUCAUCACAAAUGAUUUUAUCUAAUCAUCUGAGCCAACAAUAGUCUUGUCAACAACAAAAAAAGCCUUUUUACUUGUUGUCCCCUCAUAUUAACUGUAAUCGUGACACUUUGCGUAGAGAAACAAUAACAAUAUUUUUGUGAGGUUUAUUUCCUACUGGCUUGCAGCAAAUUUCACUUUCCCUAGGUUUUUUUUUUCUUCAGGCACUUGAGAGAAAGAAAAGCUAACUGAACAAUAAUACGUAAAAGUCCCCCCUCUGAUGCAGAGCUCAUGAAUGUAAAUGUUCUACAAUAUCUUUUAAACUUGUCUGUGAGGCUGCUUUCUGAACUAUUUUGCAAUUGAAUUCUGUUUGUCCUGUUUAUGCAUUUGACAUGAUCAAAUACUUUUUUGAUAUGAUUACAAAGAGAGCGAGAAAAGAAGAAAAGCUCUUUUGUUUAACGUGACGUCCUCUAAUGUUUGUUCACUCGACCUUCACAUGUGAGGGUGAAUGUUUUGUCUGUUAUGGAUGUAUUUAAUUUCUUCUGGGCGAAUAUUGUAAUUCUUGUGCAGUUUUGUCAUUUAAAGUCAUACAUGGCUUUACACAUAUGAAAAACGGUGAGGUUUUUAGACUGGUAUUUGCACCAAUAACUGGUUUUUGUUUUCAAUAUUUUCACAUUUGCAUACACCAAGCUAUGUACAUAUCAAAAAAAAAGUUUGGUUUUCACAUGGUCAAAAUAUUAAGAUGAAGGGUGUGCGAUACAUAUGAUUUGUUAUAUUCCUUUACUGUCUUAUAUUGUCUACUGGCACCUUUCAGAAUUGCACUUGUAAACAGAGAAUAACAUUGUAAAAUCACUGCUGUAAGCAAUACAUUAUGUAUGUGCAUCUUUGAUUCUCUUACAUAAUGUUAAUCAAAUCUAUAACUCAAGAGUUUAUGAAUCAAAAAAGCUAAACUAUUUUUAUUUGUUUUUGUGCAAAUAUGUGAAAUAUUCUGCUGUAAGAAGCAAAACAUUUAUUUUAUUAUUUUUUUGCCAAUACAUACAUUAAAUAUGGUGCCAUACUUAACAUUUUAUUUACAAGAAUAGAUUUAGAUUUGAUAUACUGAGCAUAGGUUAUUUGUAAAACCUUACGGUCAUAUUUUAAAAUGCCUCAGAUUUCAAAUGAUUUAUUUGACG